This is a messenger RNA of Amphiprion ocellaris (clown anemonefish), 2941 nucleotides long. RefSeq names its product mutS homolog 2 (E. coli) (gene msh2). The transcript is spliced from 16 exons. Gene Ontology annotation, cellular component: nucleus; MutSalpha complex. Gene Ontology annotation, molecular function: ATP-dependent DNA damage sensor activity; ATP binding; mismatched DNA binding. Bases 36 to 2843 code for a protein of 935 amino acids. The record is from RefSeq and is a predicted model, not a curated record. Lineage: Eukaryota; Metazoa; Chordata; Actinopteri; Pomacentridae. Gene Ontology annotation, biological process: mitotic recombination; mismatch repair; somatic recombination of immunoglobulin genes involved in immune response.
CCUGUUUGGUCGCGGCGGUGGCGGGAGAUUCCAACAUGGCUGUGCAGCCGAAGCAGAACCUGUCCAUGGACAGUGCAGCCGAGCAUGGCUUCCUGAACUUCAUCUCCUCCAUGCCGGAGAAGCCGGACACCACGUUCCGGAUAUUUGACCGGAGCGACUACUACACCGUCCACGGGAAAGACGCCGUAUUCGCGGCGAAGGAGGUUUUCAAGACGAGCGGCGUCAUCAAAUACCUGGGCUCAGGGAGUCGCAAGCUGGAGAGUGUGAUCCUGAGCAAGCUCAACUUUGAGGCCUUCGUGAAGGACUUGCUGCUGGUGAGGCAGUACAGAGUGGAGGUGUACAAGAACCACAGCAAGAGCAGCAAGGAGCACGACUGGAAGAUCGAGUACAAGGCCUCUCCUGGAAACUUGACUCAGUUUGAGGAGAUCCUGUUUGGCGGUGCGUCUGGAGCUGAGGGAUGCGCAGGAGUUGUAGCCGUGCGUUUCGCUACAGGAGCUGAUGGACAGCGUGUGGUCGGGGUCGGCUACGUGGACGCAGCCCAGAGAAAGAUGGGAGUCUGCGAGUUCCCAGACAACGAGAUCUUCUCCAACCUGGAGUCCCUGCUCGUCCAGAUCACCCCCAAAGAGUGUCUCUUAGCUCAGGGUGACGGCAACACUGAUGGGAGCAAACUACGGGAGGUGGUGCAGCGUGGCGGCAUGUUGGUCUCUGACAGAAAGAGAGCAGAGUUCAGCAGCAAGGACAUGGUCCAGGAUCUCAACAGGCUGCUGAGGGCCAAGAAAGGAGAGACUGUGGCGAGCAACACCCUGCCGGAGCUGGACAAACAGGUAGCGAUGUCCUGUUUGGCUGCAGUGGUUCGUUUCCUUGAGCUGCUUUCUGACGAGUCCAACUUCAACUCCUUCAGUCUGACCUCUCUGGACCUGGGUCAGUACAUGAGGCUGGACAAUGCUGCCGUCAGAGCUCUGAACCUCUUCCAGGGUUCACCUGAUGACACCAGCAGAGCUCAUUCAUUGGCCGGUCUGCUGAACAAGUGUCGAACGCCGCAGGGCCAACGGCUGGUCAACCAGUGGAUCAAACAGCCACUCAUGGACAAAACCAAAAUAGAGGAGAGGCUGGACCUGGUGGAGAGCUUUGUGUGCGACUCCGAGCUGAGGCAGACCUGUCAGGAGGAUUUGCUGCGGCGGUUUCCUGAUCUUCAGCGCAUGGCCAAGAAGUUUCACCGUCACAGUGCGACGCUGCAGGACUGUUACCGUGUCUACCAGGCUGUUAGCCAGAUCCCAGCCCUCAUCACGGCUCUGGAGAGAUACUCAGGAAGCUACCAGGUUUUGCUGCAGGCAGUGUUCCUCUCCCCUCUCACAGACCUGCUGACUGACUUCACCAAGUACCAGGAGAUGAUUGAAACCACGAUGGACAUGAACCAGAUUGACCACCAUGAGUUCCUGGUGAAGGCGUCGUUUGAUCCGGUGUUGAGCGAGCUGAGAGAAAAGAUGGAUGGACUGGAGAAGAGCAUGCAGGCGACGCUGAACAGCGCAGCCAGAGAACUAGGUCUGGAUGCCGGUAAGACGAUAAAGCUGGAGUCCAACGCCAUGCUGGGUUUUUACCUGAGAGUCACAUGCAAGGAGGAGAAGAGUCUGAGGAACAACAAGAAGUUCACCAUGCUGGAUGUCCAGAAGAACGGAGUGCGUUUCACUAACAGUAAGCUGAGCUCCCUGAACGAGGAGUACACCAAGAACCGGGAGGAAUACGAGGAGGCCCAGAACGCCAUCGUCAAAGAGAUCAUCAACAUCGCCUCAGGUUACGUGGAUCCCCUCCAGACGCUGAGCGAUGUCAUAGCGCAGAUGGAUGCCGUGGCCAGUUUCGCCGUGGCGUCCGUCUCCGCUCCGGUGCCGUUCGUCCGGCCUCGCCUCUUGGCCGACGGCUGCAGGCGCAUGGAGCUGCUGCAGGCCAGACAUCCCUGCAUGGAGACGGACGCAGACACCGCUUUCAUCCCCAACGACAUCACCUUCGUCCAGGGCGAGAAGAACUUCUACAUCAUAACAGGACCAAACAUGGGCGGCAAGUCGACGUUCAUCCGGCAGGUGGGCGUGAUCGCUCUGAUGGCUCAGAUCGGCUGCUUUGUGCCAUGUGAGAAGGCGGAGCUUAGCACGACUGACAGCAUCCUGGCCCGAGUGGGAGCAGGAGACAGCCAGGUGAAGGGAGUGUCCACGUUUAUGUCCGAGAUGCUGGAGACGGCCGCCAUUCUGCGCUCGGCCACAAAGAACUCCCUCAUCAUCAUCGACGAGCUCGGCAGAGGCACGUCCACCUACGACGGCUUCGGUCUGGCCUGGGCCAUCAGCGAGCACAUCGCCUCCAAAAUCAGCUGCUUCUGCCUCUUUGCCACUCACUUCCAUGAGCUGACAGCGCUGGCAGCACAGCAGACCACCGUCCACAACCUGCACGUCACGGCGCUGACGUCCCACGACACGCUCACGAUGCUGUACAGAGUCAAACCAGGUGUCUGUGACCAGAGUUUUGGAAUCCAUGUUGCCGAGUUGGCUUCCUUCCCGCCGUCAGUACUGGCUGUGGCGAAGGAGAAGGCCCAGGAGCUGGAGGAGUUCCAGGAACCUACGGGGGAGAAGUCGGAGCAGGAGGAAGAGCCCGAGGCCAAAAGACGCAGGACAGACAAACAAGUGGGAGAAAACCUGAUCCAGGACUUCCUGCAGAAGGUAAAAUCGCUUCCUGCUGCCACCAUGACCGACGACGAGGUGAAGGUGGAGCUCAGGAAAAUGAAGCAGGAGCUGAUGGCCAGAAAUAACACGUACAUCAGUGAGAUCCUAGCACGCUGCGUUCCUGUAAAAACUGCUUGAGUUUUUAUGUUAGAAGCUCUUUAAGUUCAUGUACUGUAGGCAACCACACUAGAGCGCUUACACUGUAGAGUUUUUCAAUAAAUUUUUUUUGAAUGUGA